AAUCUAGUGCAAUUUGUAAACAAUAAACUCCUGGCAAUUCAGUGGGAAAACUACACUCUACGAGACUUACCAUGGAAGCUCUGACUACGAGCUCUUCCGAUGGAUCAUUGGCGAGCAGAAGCAGAGUUUCUACUACGAAAAUUUCAGUAAAGGAAUCACCGGGAUACCGUGAAAAUGACUUCACGGAGUUCACAGAUGAGCAAUUGGGGCUCAUUGAAGAGACUCUGAAUUUGAUACUGUGGGAAAAGUUUGGAUGUGUAUUGGAAGAUGAAGAACUCCCAGCAAAUGUUCUCCCGGAAACCCGAAUCACCAACGGUGAAUCAGUACAGAAUGUCAAGAUUACUCGGAAGUCUCAGGAGAAUGAGCAGGAGAAAGUUCAAAAUAUUAUCCUGGACGUUACUGAAAUUCAAGACAAGAUAAUCAGAUGCUUGUGUGACGUCCAGAGUCACAUCCAAAGGUGUGUCCGCUUUGAUGAAGAUGAGGAAAUUGAUGCCCAGCGGAGGAGAAGACGUUUCGAGGAGUUCUCCACUCGCCUCUCUCGGAAUUACUUAUACCGAGUGUCCUGCCUGACUGCUGACAUCUCCUCCACGAGAUCUCGGAAGCUCAUGGACAAAACCAAUAAGUUAUUUACUGCAAUUCUCCGUGCUUUUCGCUUCUACUGCAGCAACAUGACAAACUAUUCGAAUGAAAUGCAACAGAAGAAGCUCAUGGAAAUGUGCCAGGUAGUUUUGGAUGGCAUCAAUACCUGCCUGAGAAUGCGAAUCUUCGACAGGAAUGACGAAAUGAUCAAGGAAAUCAGUGAUAUGUGCAUGGACUUGAUAAGAGAGAGUAAGAAAUUCUGUGAUGUGACAAAGAAACCCUUGAUGAAGGUGUCCAAACCAAAUUCCACCAAGAAGAAGAAGACGUCAGCUCUACAGGAUUCCCUGUCUAUGUAUCUGCCGCAGAGGAAGACAUCUGCGAGAGCGUCUUAUCGCACUCCCAGCCAGUCUCUUAGAUUGAAUCUCCAGACUCCUCUUGUGCCACAGCGAAUAUAGACGGAGAGGAGGCUAAAAUUAAAGACACGGCACGCUCACCAAGGUUCCCUCCAACCGACAAAUUAUUUCAUUGAAGAGACGCUGCGGGAAAUACGAGUGGUUUUCACCUCCAAAAGUUUUUCACAUAAUUAUGCCCGCGCUCUGCGUUAUGCAAUUGGAACUUGUUCUGGCCGAUAAUACGAUUG
Molecule: messenger RNA, 1219 nt
Organism: Phlebotomus argentipes
Lineage: Eukaryota; Metazoa; Arthropoda; Insecta; Diptera; Psychodidae
Exons: 3
Coding region: 72-1034 (320 amino acids)
Source: RefSeq, a predicted model, not a curated record